Molecule: messenger RNA, 4537 nt
Organism: Cololabis saira (Pacific saury)
Lineage: Eukaryota; Metazoa; Chordata; Actinopteri; Beloniformes; Belonidae
Gene: tmf1
Product: TATA element modulatory factor 1
Exons: 17
Coding region: 413-3892 (1159 amino acids)
Cellular component (GO): Golgi apparatus; endoplasmic reticulum
Source: RefSeq, a predicted model, not a curated record
CAGGAAGGCUAGCUGCGCUACAAGUUAGAGCGACCAAAACAAACGAUGACAGCCGAGCAGAGAAGACGAAAACAGCUCGGAUUAACCCGGGAAUUGUUUUGAUUUAAACAUUUUGUCAGAGUUUUGACAUUGUGCCAGCAAUACAUGAUUUUUGCGCGACUAAACUCGACCGAGCAGCACAUUUUAUCCACUAGUUUCUGAGCUCGGAAGCAUCAGCGCUUCCCAUGUUGGCUAGCGUUAACUCACAGCCCUGCUAACUAGCUCUGCAGGAGCGAGCUGGCAACAACUGGUUUAGACAGAACACGAGUCAAAACAUCGAUUAAGGGGAAAUGCAAGAGUUUAUUUGGUAAAGGCUGAACGCGUUCAGGCUGAGCGUGAGCGUUUCUGUGGUGGUUGUUGCUCCACAGCCAGGAUGAGCUGGUUCAACGCCUCCCACCUGUCCAGCUUCGCCAAACAAGCCCUGACUACAGCCCAGAAGUCCAUAGACCGGGUUCUGGACAUCAAGGAGGAGGACCAAUGGGGGGACACGGUUGUAAUGCCAUACAACGACGUUUCAUUACCCGAGAAGCUUUCAUUAAGUGGAGGAUGGGGGAUGACUCAGUGGGAGGCACCUGUUGAAGAAAAGACCACCACCACUCCUCCCUCCUCAGGGGCCAUCACUACUCCUGUCACUCGUACCGUUGUGGAUGAAUCUGAAAACUUUUUCAGUACAUUUCUACCACCGGGAGAUGCAAAAGCUGUCAACAAAACACAUGUUGUGUCUGUGCCCCCUACUAAGUCUCAAAGACAACCUCAAGAGAAAGACAAGGAAAGCCAAGAAGCUGUGGUUCAGGCCCUAAAAACUGAGAGUGAGAAUACUGUGUCUUUUCAUCAGUCUGUUGAGACAGAGAAAGUCACUGAGAGGAACCUGGAGGAGCCCGAGUCAUCACCAGCACCACUGUGUGCAGACACUAUCCUUCAGCCAGUUUCUCCAACUUCUUCUUCCGCUGAUGUCAAUUGUAUCCUUGACAGUAAAACAAGUGACGUAAAAACAGACGUCAGUUCAAUGGUUUCCGUGGAAACAAAAACAGAGCCCUCAGACUCUGUGUCGGAGCACCAGAUGGAACAGUUUACAUCAAAUACAUCUGAAGCUAAGAGCAAUAUUCCUGCAGAUUCUUCAACCUCCACAUCCUCCAAAGAAGCUCUCCCAGAUCAUAAAGAUUUAAAGGUGGAAGACCGUCAAAGUGAUACACCUUCUCCUCCAGUCAGCGCUUUCUCCUCAGGAACCUCUACUACUAGUGACAUUGAAGUGCUUGACCAUGAGAGUGUGUUGAGUGAAAGCUCAGCCAGCUCCAGACAAGAAACUGGGGAGAACAAAACUGGGCUCCACUUAAUGCAGGGAUCCUUCCAGCUUCUCACUGCCUCUACCUGUGGAGAUUUUACCCAACUAGAAGACUACCCUAAACUUACUGAAAGCUGUGGUUCCUCCUCGGAUGCAUUUGAGCGAAUCGAUUCAUUUAGCAUGCAGUCGCUGGAUAGCCAGAGUGUCAGUGAGGUUAAUUCAGAUGAUGAGAUCCCUGGCAAUAGGACGCUAGCGUCUGUCACUGCACGUCCUGCUUCUUUAGCAAUGUCAUGUCAGAAGCAGGAAGAUGGAGUAGUGGAUAAAGAGUUUGAGGGGGAUGAGGGGGGUGAGGGUGAGGGUGAGGGUGAGGGUGAGGGUGAGGAGGAGAGAUGUCCUGAGAGGACAAGGGAUCAGUCACUGGAUGAGAUGGAGGAAAGCGGGCGAAGUGCGACACCGGUGAAUAGUGAGCAGCCUGAAGACUUGACAGAACUAGGAAGUGAGGCUAAUUUUACAGAGUUUGUUUCCACCUCCAAAGCUGAAGAACAGAUCACUCCUCCAAUCACAGCAGAGAUGAAGAGCGUUUCCACCGUUCAGAUAUUGGAACUUCAAAAGGUCAUUGAUGAUUUGUCAAAUCGCCUUGAGAAGAGAGAGUCUCAGCUGUUGGCACUUAGUAAAGACAAGGCCAAGUUGGAGGAGGAUUGUGACAAUUUCAAAGAUGAAGUGUUAAACCUGAAGGAAGAGAACUCGAUUGUUCAGUCCCUAAAAGAUGAGUUCACACAGCGUAUAGCUGAUGCAGAGAGAAAGGCUCAACUGGCCUGCAAAGAGAGAGACAUUGCCAAGAAGGAAAUAAAGGGCCUACGAGAAGAGCUUUCUACAAGACUAAAUACCAGUGAUACAAUAGAGAUGAUCAGAGAGAAGGAGGAGCAGAUCAGAGGUCUACUGGAAGAGGGUGAAAAACUGUCCAAGCAGCAACUCCAGCAUAGCAACAUUAUCAAGAAGCUACGUGUGAAAGAGAAGGAAAGUGACACAAAGAUCAUAAAACAACUGAAAAAAAUCAAGGAGCAAGAAAACGACCUCACGCAACUGCAGCAGGUUCUAGAUGGGAAGGAAGAGUUGGAGAAACAGCAUAGAGAGAACAUCAGGAAGCUGAAUGCUGUGGUAGAACAGCAAGAAAAAGAGCUGACCAGGUUGCAGAUGGAUUCAGACGAGCUGCAGGAAAAAAAUAGGAGCCUCCAGGUCGCCCUUGACAACUCUUAUAAGGAGCUGGCAGAACUUCACAAGGUGAACGCCAGCAGAGCCAGUGAAGUUGAAGAGGCAGCUCUGAGCAGGGAAAUACAAGCCAAGGAGCGGCUGAGCCUGGCUCUUGAGAAGGCCCAGGAGGAGGCCAGAUUGCAGCAGGAGGCACUGGCCAACCAGGUGGCUGACCUAAGGCUUGCUCUGCAGAGGGCUGAGCUACAGCAGGCAAGGAAAGAAGAUUAUUUGAGGGAAGAGAUCAGUGAGCUACAGCAGAGACUGCAAGAGGCAGAGAAUAGGAAUCAGGAGCUCAGCCAGAGUGUCACAUCAGCUACACGGCCAUUACUGCGACAAAUUGAAAACUUGCAGGCAACAUUGGGUGGACAGACAGCAUCCUGGGAAAACCUUGAGAAGAACAUCUCUGACAGGCUGGUGGAUGCGCAGGCACAGCUCGCCGUUGCUGUGGAAAAGGAAAGAUCAACUGCAGAAGAACUGAUAUCCAUCAAGCCCCAGCUGGUCUCUCUAGAAUCCCAGAGUUCCUUGCUCCGCCAGGAAAAAGCCAGGCUCCUGGCACAACUGGAGACCGAGAAAAACAAGAAAGAAAAACUGGAGGAUGAAAGCAGCAGGGGCCAUGCUGAGUUGGCAAAUCUGCGAGGAGAACAUAAUCGCUUGCUGGAGGAAGCCAAAAAAGAAAAGCUCUUGCUGAUCAACCAGCUAGAGAUGGAGAAGAUGAAGGUGGAGCAAGAGAAGAAAAAAUGCUACUUGGCACAAGAAGCUCUAAAGGAAAAGGACCGGAAGGCAGUGAGCCACUUUGUUGGAGAACCCCCAGCAUCUUCCACACCCUCCCUGUCCCGUUCCAGCUCCAUCAGUGGAGUGGACACCUCUGGUUUCCACACGUCUCUUCUUUCCCAGGACGACUGUUUAGAUAACCCACUGGGAGUGAUGACCAUGUCUGUGUCAGUGAGUGGGACAAACCUGUACGAGGCCGCCAGAUUGUCUGGGGGUUCCAGUAUCGUUGAGAACCUCCAGUCUCAACUCAAACUGAGAGAAGGAGAAAUAGCGCAGCUACAGCUUGAGAUAACCAAUUUGGAGAGGAGUCGUUCUGUGAUGGCAGAAGAGCUGGUUCGACUCACAAAUCAAAAUGAUGAGAUGGAGGAAUCAGUAAAGGACAUUCCUAAGCUGACAAUUCAGCUCAAGGAUCUGGAGCAGAGGCAUAACACCAUUUUGCAGAUGUAUGGAGAAAAGGCUGAGGAGGCAGAGGAACUGAGACUCGAUCUUGAAGAUGUCAAGAAUAUGUAUAAAACUCAGAUUGAUGAAUUGUUGCAGAACCAGAAAUAAACACUCACUGUUUUAUUUCUGGGGCAUAAGUAAGUUGAUCAUGACUGCUGCAAAUGUCUUCAUACAAACAUAUAGAGCAAAGAAGUAAAAACACUAAUUUUCAUUCAAUCAUUAUAUAAAAUAUUUAAGAGGGAAUGUUGAUAUGCAAAUCAUAAUGCACAUCACAGAAUGAAUGUGAAAGCUAGUCAUACAUUCAUGCAUCCAUCUGGGAUUGUUGGGGCUUUAGACAUGAUUGAAUCUUUGAUAGUCUGUAUGCAUAUAGUGUUUUAACUAUAUAACAUGGUGAAAAUUCUUUUUUUUUGUUUUGUUUUCCACUGCACUAUUAAAACUCAUCCAUUAUUUCUUUCAUGCAUAUUCAGAAGGAUUUAACGAUUAUACAUAUAUUUAAAAAAGAAAAAAAAACUAUUGUACAUAGAAGUGUAUGUAUCACUCUUAACACCGUACAAAUCACAAAAUGUGGUGUGGACCCCAGAGCAGAAGAAGAGAUUUUAUACUGUAUACAUAUGUAAAUCAAUAAAAAGUUAUUUGUGUUUCAGAAAAAGUCACUUAAUUUAAAUGGUAUAAAAUCCUAUGUGAAGUUAGCAUUUUAUUUGCUUUCAAUGCUAGACCAAAUUGGAAAUAAAUUCUAAGAACUGAGUAAAUUAA